GAGUCGUUGCAGCGACGCGUCGCCAUGAAAGUGUUGUUCAAAAUGAUCCCGCGCGCAAUACAGUGUACUCUUUUGUAACUUGUUUUAGAACAGUGGUCAUUUUACGAUUCUCUGAUGGAAAGAUGCAAUGAGGAUGAGAAGCUGAAUGCCCCGUCUGAUUUUGUGGCAUCAAGUGUCUCAAAGGGUAGUCAGAGGACCCUGAUGCCCCCAUCCCAUUUCACCGCAAGCACCCAGUCUGCCUCCAUCAUAGUACCAGGGACUGUUACGGGACGAGGGACAACACCAAUAAAAUGGGUCACCCAUGCCACAACACCCCCAUCGGACUCUGGCCCUGCCAACCCAUGGCUCACCAUGGCUCUUGCCAAAAAGGAAAUUGUAGAACUACACAGAGAAAACCAGAGGAUUCUGAUGUUACAGGGAGACUGCUCCAGAGGAACGGAGUCAACAGAGGAUUCUGCCCACUCCAUAGCAAGGUCUGGAGCGAGAGGUGAGCAGGCCUCCAGGUGGGAGACAGAAUGGAGACUGGACACAGAGCGUUUCAGGGCAGAGUCAGAGAGGCUGAAAGGCCAGGUAGAAGCACUGAAGGAAGUUGGAGGGAGACAGAGAGAGGAGAUGAGGGACAAAGAAGCUUAUCUGAACAGGCAGAGUCAUGAAAUGGAGGCGAUGCGGGAGGAGUUAUAUAAGACUAAGGCUGAGCUCAGCCAAGUCAGUGUGGAGCUGGUCCAAAAGAGACAGGACAAGGAGAGACUCAGCACCCAGCUGGAGAUGCUGGAGAGGAAGUCUGGGGAGGAGGCUGAGAGGCUGAGGAGGGAGGUGGAGAGGAGCAGACAGGAAACCCACAGGCUGACCAGGGAGGCUGAUACAGCCAGGCUGCAGGCUGGGGAAGAGGCCAAGCAGGAGUUGCAGAAACUAAAUAAGCAACUGGAGGAAUCCCACAGGAGACAUGAAACACAGUUGCAGCAGUUGACUGCCACCCAUGACACUGAAUUGUCCACAGUCAGACAGACGAGCUCUGAGGUGCAGGAGAGGUUAUGUCAUCUGUCAAAGGAGGUGACUCAUCUGAAGUGCUGUCUACUGGAAGUGUCUGCAGAGAGAGAUGGACUGAAAGAACAACUAAGCCAAAUGGGCAAUGCUUAUGAGACCCAGUCAGCAACGCUGCAGAGUCUUAGAAACUACAUUGGACAACUUACCCCUGAGAGAGGGUUGGAAGAGAAACUAACUGAAACCAUUCAGACACUGAAUAGGGAGAAGGAGGCUCUGCAGGUGACUACAGAGCUUCUGACGGUCAGACUCAACUCUGUGAACGACAUUUUGGCCCUACAAGAGGAGGAGAUGGUAGAGAAGACUCUGUCAGACCCUCUCCUGAAAGCUGGGCCCAAAGGCACUCGGGUUCUGCGUUGCUGGAGAGAGAAGGUCUUCAUGUUGUUGGUCCAGCUUCGCUCAAAGGAUAUCGUACUGAGGGGAGAAAAGGAUAAACUUCACUCAACCAUCUCGUCUCUGGAGCAGGAGGUGAAGAAGGAGAAGUACCAGUCCAAUGUGUUCCAGCACAGCCUGCAGGACAGAACAGCUGAGCUGGAGCUGGAGAGGGUGGCUAGGGAGGCCGUGGAGCAGGACAUGACUACGACUAAGAGGGAGAACACAGAGCUGAAGAGCUGGACUCAGGAGGCAGAGGCUGGACUGAGGACAAUGACAGAGGAUGCCCAGCGAUUCAGUCAGGCAUUUGAGGCUAAGAUGUCAGAGGUGGAGGCUGUCCAAACACAUCUGAACAGCUUUGUCCAGAGGCUGACCUUUGCCAACAGAAGAGUGGACACAAUUCAAGGUCUAAUGAUGAGGAAGGAGGCCCUACGGAGAGUGCAGCAGGCCACUAAAGCAGCCAACCCGGUCUCUGAGCUUGCCGCUGUCACAGAGCUCCAGGCAGAGCUGUCCUCGGCGUGUGAGGAGAGAGACAAGCUCAGGCAGGAGCUCAAGAGAACCCCCGAGCUCAUUGAGAGUGCUCUGGCUGAUGUCCGUGAACAGUUUGACAGUGAGGUGAGGCAGCUGAGGCAGGCUGCAGAGCGAAGCAGGGGGGAUGCCCAGGAGGCCCAGGCAGCCAGAGAGGAGGCCCAGCAGAGGCUGCAGGAGGCCCACACACAGCUAGAGGAGAGAAACCUCAACCUAGAGCAGCUCCAUGCACAGCUGAUCAGCCAACAGGAGGACAGUGACAGAGCUCUGCAGGAGAGAGUGUCUGAGACAGAGGAUCACUGUGCUCAGCAGCUUAGAGUGAUGGAAUCUCAACUCAACACGGCCAGAAGAGAACACACCAAAGCAGUGGUAGCCCUGCGUCAGUUUGAGAGACAGGCUAAGAGAGAGAGGGAGCAGGAGAGAGAAGCACAAUGCCUUCAGAGUGAACACACCAAGAGAGAAAUCCAGGAUCUACAGAAACUACUGCAAGAAAAGGACAAGGACAGAAAUCUACUUCUGGCGACUGUACGUGAGAGGGGUCUGAUGAGUGAGUAUAAGGCAGCCCGGACCACAGCCCUGCAGACUUCUGUGGCCUUGGAGCAGCAGCAGAGACCCUCAAGGAAGAGCAACACUCUGAGAGCCAAAGACCAGCCACAGACCAGAGAACAUCCUCAAUUCGCCAGGGCAUGGACUCUAAGAGGUGUCGAAAGUGUUCCACAGGGAUGCUGGCCCAUGAUUCCAAUGCUUCACACAGUUGUGUCAAGUUGGCUGGAUGGCCUUUGGGUGGUAGACCAUUCUUGAUACACACAGGAAGCUGUUGAGCAUUAAAAAAACAGCAAUGUUGCAGUUCUUGACACAAACUGGUGCACCUGGCAUCUACUGCCAUACCCCACUCAAAGGCUCUUAAAUCUUUUGUCUUGCCCAUUCACCAUCUGAAUGGCACACAUAUACAGUACCAGUCAAGUUUGGACGCCCACUCAUUCAAGGGUUUUUCUUUUUUUUAAACUAUUUUCUAUGUUGUAGAAUAUUAGUGAAGACAUCAAAACUAUGAAAUAAAAGAUAUGGAAUCGUAGUAACCAAAAAUUUGUUAAACAAAUAAAAAUAUAUUUUAGAUUCUCCAAAGUAGCCCCCUUUUGCCUUGACAGCUUUGCACUCUUGGCAUUUUCUCAACCAGCUUCAUGAGGAAUGCUUUUCCAACAGUCUUGAAGGAGUUCCCACAUAUGCUGAGCACUUGUUGGCUGCUUUUCAAUCAAUCAAUCAAAUGUAUUUAUAAAGCCCUUCUUACAUCAGCUGAUGUCACAAAGUGCUGUACAGAAACCCAGCCUAAAACCCCAAACAGCAAGCAAUGCUGGUGUAGAAGCACGGUGGCUAGGAAAAACUCCCUAGAAUGGCCAGAACCAAGGAAGAAACCUAGAGAGGAACCAGGCUAUGAGGGGUGGCCAGUCCUCUUCCGUCUGUGCCGGGUGGAGAUUAUAACAGAACAUGGCCAAGAUGUUCAUAGAUGACCAGCAGGGUCAAAUAACAAUAAUCACAGAGGUUCUCGAGGGUGCAACAGGUCAGCAUCUCAGGAGUAAAUGUCAGUUGGCUUUUCAUAGCCGAUCAUUCAGAGUAUCUCUACCUCUUCUGCUGUCUCUAGAGAGUUGAAAACAGCAGAUCUGGGACAGGUAGCACGUCUGGUGAACAGAUCAGGGUUCCAUAGCCGCAGGCAGAACAGCUGGAACUGGAGCAGCAGCACGACCAGGUGGACUGGGGACAGCAAGGAGUCAUCAGGCCAGGUAGUCCUGAGGCAUGGUGCUUUUCCUUCACUCUGUGGUCCAACUCAUCCCAAACCAUCUCAGUUUGGUUGAGGUCGGGUGAUUGUGGAGGCCAGCUCAUCUGAUGCAGCAUUGCAUCACUCUCCUUGGUCAAAUAGCCCUUACACAGCCUGGAGGUGUGUUUUGUGUCAUUGUCCUGUUGAAAAACAAAUGAUAGUCCCACUAAGCGCAAACCAAAUGGAAUGGCGUAUCGAUGCAGAAUGCUGUGGUAGACAUGCUGGUUAAGUGUGCCUUGAUUUCUAAAUAGAACACUGACAGUGUCACCAGCAGGGCACCAUCACACCUCCUCCUCCAUGCUUCAUGGUGGGAACCUCACAUGCAGAGAUCAUCCGUUCACCUACACUGCGUCUCACAAAGACACGGCGGUUGGAAACAAAAUUUCCAAUUUGGACUCAUUAGACCAAAGGACAGAUUUCUACCAGUCUAAUGUCCAUUACUUGUGUUUCUUGGCCCAAGCAAGUCUCCUCUUCUUAUUGUUGUCUCCUUGAUUGAUGUUGAGAUGUCUGUUACUUGAACUCUGAAGCAUUUAUUUGGCCUGCAUUUUCUGAGGCUGGUAACUCUAAUGAAUUUAUCCUCUCUAGCAGAGGUAACUCUGGGUAUUAUUUUCCUGUGGUGGUCCUCAUGAGAGCCAGUUUCAUCAUACCGCUUGAUGGUUUUUGCGACUGCACUUGAAAUGUUCCUUGUUGACUGACCUUCAUGUCUUAAAGUAAUGAUGGACUGUCGUUUCUCAUUGCUUAUUUAAACGGUUCUUGCCAUAAUAUGGACUUAGCCCUAUUUGGUAAAGACCAUCUUCUGUAUACCACCCCUAACUUGUCACAACACAACUGAUUGGCUCAAACGCAUUAAGAAGGAAAGAAAUUCCACAAAUUAACUUUUAACAAGGCACACCUGUUAAUUGAAAUGCAUUCCAGCUGACUACCUCAUGAAGCUGGUUGAGAGAAUGCCAAUAGUGUGCAAAGCUGUCAUCAAGGCUACUUUGAAGAAUCUCAUAUCAAAUAUAUUUGGAUUUGUUUUUGUUUUUUUUGGUUACUACAUAAUUCCAUAUGUGCUAUUUCAUGGUCUUGAUGUCUUUGCUGUUAUUCUACAGUGUAGAAAAUAGUAAAAAUAAAGCGAACCCCCUGGAAUGUGUAGGUGUGUCCAAACUUUUGACUGGUACUGUACGAUCCAUGUCUCAAUUGUCUCAUGGCUUAAAAAUCCUUCUUUAACCCGUCUCCUCCCCUUCAUCUACACUGAUGGAAGUGUAUUUAACGAGUGACAUUAAUAAAGGAUCAUAGUUUCAA
Molecule: messenger RNA, 5035 nt
Organism: Oncorhynchus masou masou (cherry salmon)
Lineage: Eukaryota; Metazoa; Chordata; Actinopteri; Salmoniformes; Salmonidae
Gene: cchcr1
Product: coiled-coil alpha-helical rod protein 1
Exons: 19
Coding region: 115-2742 (875 amino acids)
Biological process (GO): protein export from nucleus; cell differentiation
Cellular component (GO): centriole
Source: RefSeq, a predicted model, not a curated record